AUGUGGUGUUUGGAGCUGCUCUUACCACUGCUGUUGAUCAUCAAUGAUGCCAGUUGCCAGUGGAACGUUUGGGUGCCUCGGGACAUCUCGGCCAUGACAAACUCCUGUGUGGUCAUCCCGUGCACGUUCAUGUAUCCGUCUGGCAUCAGGCCGUACCGCGGCAUUCACGGCAUCUGGUACUUUGGCCAGCCGUACCCUCAGCUCUUCCCUCCUGUUGUCUUCAAAACGCGCACGGACGUCGUGCACGAGAGCUACAAGGGUCGCACCAAGCUGCUGGGUGACCUGCACCAGAGGAACUGCACUCUGCUCAUCAACAACAUCGGCACAGAGCACUCAGGGAGAUACUACUUUCGCGCUGACCUCGGCGGAGCCAACAUGUACACGUUCCCAGACUAUGCUGAGCUCAAAGUUUUGGAUCAACCCAACAUUGACGUCCCAGAGGAGAUUGUUAGUGAUGAGAGUCUUGAGCUGACAUGCUACGCUCCAGACAACUGCCCCGACAUGACUCCAGAGAUCCAGUGGAUGUACACCGACUACCUGCCCGACCCGGAGUUCAGCUCGGACUACUUGGAGGAGAGCAACACGGCUGUGCUCUCCAGCACCCUCACCUUCACGCCCAGACCCAUGCACAACGGGCAGCUCCUGGGCUGCAGAGUCUACUACCCCAACACCACUCUGGUCUAUGAGAGGCUCAUCUCUCUAGACAUCAAGUACGCUCCACGCUCUGUGUGGGUGAAUGUGUCCUCAGAGGUGAUGGAGGGCAGUUCUGUGAUGCUGCACUGCGAGGUGGACAGUAACCCUCCUCCCAGGAUCUCCUGGAUGUUCGGAGACCAGGAGCUUCUGUGGGACACGGCGUCCAACGUCUCCCUCUCCCUGGACGAUGUGACGCCUGCCCAGGAGGGAAUCUACACCUGCGUCGGGGACAAUGGCUACGGCAUCAUGAACACUUCACUGUACCUGGCUGUCAAGUACCCUCCCCGUGAGCCCCUGGUAAACGACUCUAUGACCAUAUUAGAGGGAACCUCACUGGCUCUGCACUGUAGCACCCAGGGCAGCCCGGCCCCAACCCUCACCUGGCUGAAGGACGGGGAGCUGGUGGGCACCAUCACGGCUGAUGAGCUGUCCGUGCUGGAGAUCGUGGAGAUAACGCCGCAGGGAGAUGGACAGUACCGCUGCCUGGCCGAGAACGAGCACGGAAGAGCCAGCAGCUCCCUCAACAUCACCGUCGAGUAUGCGCCGGUCCUUCUGGAGGAGUCAAAGUGCACAGUGGUGAGGGAGGGUGUCCAGUGCGUCUGCAUGGCCACAGGAAACCCUGAACCCACCAUCGAGUUCUACCUGCCCGACCUGAACGUCACCAUCAACGAAACAGACGGCCGGUACAACUUCUACACGCACACGGACGGACACACCUCCACGGGCAUGAUCAAGCUGCGGGAGAAAGGCGAGCGGGUCGACAACGGUCCUGCCGUCAACGUCCACUGCAGCAUCUCCAACAUAUACGGGAGAGAGAGCGUUCUCCUGGAGCUACAGCAGGAGAAGAAGUACAUGAUGGCGGUUAUAGUCGGCACCAUUGGAGGAGUGGCGGUCAUAGCCUUCAUCAUUGCAGCAGUGAGAUACGUUGGCCACAACAACAAGAAAGAGAAUGGCAACCCUAGGCAGGACGUGGUCCUGGAGAACCCAGCUUUGUACUACAGCGCAGUCAAGAAGGACAAACAAAAUCUGAGGAAGAAAGUGCUUAAGACAGAGCUGUUGGGCUCAAAGUUUAACUCCAUUCUAGAGGAGACUACGGGAGAAGACGGGGAUUAUCAACCUGUGGGCUCUAUGGCAGGACUGGAGAGGCAGGAGCUGAAUUACGCUGCUCUGGAGUUUAUCGGGGCCAGGUCCAGGGAGGGGGCCUCAGGGAGGGGGGAUGACGGCAGCAACUACACGGAAAUCAAAGCCAAAUGAAUCGCGAUCCUUCCCUGAUCCCUCUGCUAUGCGAGACGCAGUGGCGACCCCGACACAUCUUCUCCCCCAUGAACUGUGUAACAACCCUCCAUCCUCCACCGGAUUUCACCCUGCAUAUGAUGACUCCCUGUUUCUCAUUUCCUCAGAUUUGUCACAUGUAGUGUACCACUCGAUGCCAGUACUCCCCCACAUGCUGCCCCUCCUCCAUGGGACACCCCUUCACAAGCCAUCAUUUGGGACAACUGGUACUUUUUGGGGUCAGAGCACGACCCACUGGACAAUGUAAAAGAAUUGAUUUAAAUUUCUAGCCUCGGUUGUAGUACAUGAGCUCCAAAACAUGCAGUGUUAACCAGCGACCAUGAUUUUUUUUUUUUUGCUUUCAUAGUGGUUGUCGAUGCAGACGUCUGAGAGCUCGCGUCCGUCUCACUCUUCGCUCUUCAUGUGUGUCUUGUAACUGUCACUGUGUCUGCUGCCAGUCGAAGCAUCAGGGCAAGGAGUAACUGCGCUUUUUGUUCUGUUAUAUUUAUGUGUGUCUAUCAGCUGAGGGCAAACCUCUCCUCUCUUUCCUUUGGUUAAUUCCAUCCCGAGAAGAUAACCAACUGAGGCCGGGAGACGGAAACGCAUCUCAGCACCUUGUUUCCACGUAAUUGCAUUUGAUGUGAGCUGUGACUCGGAAGCCUCUCGUAAUAAAUGAAACGAAAGUCCCCGUCGCCUUUGAUAAUGAUCGAGGAGGUUUUGCAAAUUCAGGUGGCGCACUGUUCUGCUCUGAGAAACGUCACAGCUCCUUUCCAGCAUUUUCCAGUUAACAGUAGAAUGUGAGAUUUAUGGGAAUUUCCUGCACUGUGGCCGACGCAAAAAGUCUGUCUCACCCCCUCCCUAAAGCGUGGCUUCUGGCUCUCUGAUUGAUCUGGAAAACACAGACCGAAAAGCACAACAUACUUGCGAGCGAGCGGCCAAAGUGUUAUCUCUUUCAGACAAUGUAUGUGUGCGUGUGUGUGCGCGUGUGUGUGUUCAAAUCGUGCUGAAAGAUCACAGGACACUGAUCACUGGGGUCUUUGGGACGUUCGAGCAUCUCUUCACUCCAGGAGUCGAUGCUUUAUUCUCACAGGGUUGCGUCAGAUGUUUGAAUGACAAGAAGUGAUGCUGACUAGCCAGUUGGUUGUGCUAUUCAAAGACAUUUGAUGAACCUGUGAUGUAAUAUCAAAGGUACUAAUAGUCUAACUUGAUAAUGAUGGUGUCAGUAAUAUAUAUUAAUCAGAUGUAUAUUGAUAGGAAAAGGGAUGCCGGUAUGUACAGUAAAUACCCUGCAUGACUGUUACGCCAGCAGGCACACAUAUAGGUAAAUGAUAAAAGCCAGUGUGGGAAGUAAAAACACAUCAUUCAAAUAUUUUUGACUGAACACUGUCUUAAUAUGAGCUUAGUAAACAGUAACAACCUCUAACGAGGUCUAACGUUUACAUGCGGGGAGUAACCUUGUCAUUGACUGUGAUUGCGGUUGAUUUAAAGUAUAAUACCAGCCGUGUUAAUCUGUCCUCAGUAUUAACCACUGAAAGGGAAAUUAGUAGCGCACUUCCAUUGAACUGACUCCCAAGAGGCAGAAUUAAACAAAGAGUAGUCAAAAUCAGAGCGGCAGAGGCCGAGAUAUCCUGACUUUUAGCCCAGAGCUCAAAACCCAAUGGAUCCUACAUUACCCACAAUGCAA
This is a messenger RNA of Chelmon rostratus (copperband butterflyfish), 3649 nucleotides long. RefSeq names its product myelin associated glycoprotein (gene mag). Bases 1 to 1947 code for a protein of 648 amino acids. NCBI's taxonomy places the organism in Eukaryota, Metazoa, Chordata, Actinopteri, Chaetodontiformes, Chaetodontidae. The transcript has 10 exons. The record is from RefSeq and is a predicted model, not a curated record.